Molecule: messenger RNA, 1657 nt
Organism: Homalodisca vitripennis (glassy-winged sharpshooter)
Lineage: Eukaryota; Metazoa; Arthropoda; Insecta; Hemiptera; Cicadellidae
Product: cullin-4A-like
Biological process (GO): protein ubiquitination; ubiquitin-dependent protein catabolic process; DNA damage response
Cellular component (GO): Cul4-RING E3 ubiquitin ligase complex
Molecular function (GO): ubiquitin protein ligase binding
Source: RefSeq, a predicted model, not a curated record
GUUGACACUGCUGUUUUUAAGAGGUAUCUGUGGUCUGCAUAUUUCUUCUUCAUGACAAACCUUGUUCUUGUAAAGUUUUUAUUAUCUAAUUAUUUACAUAAUUAAACGUUUUGAGUAGUUAUAUUUUAAUUGUGUUGUGUGUGUGGCUACGGCCGUGUCAUGCGAUCUUAUGUCAAGUUUAACUAGAACUCGAGUCCUUGAAUCACAAGGAGAAGAUUGUGAAAACGAAAACACUUUGAAAAGAAAAAGAAACUCUGGUAGUGGUGAUCAUUAUUGUAAAAUAGCAAAACAAGAAGAAAAUAUGACAGACACUACAAACCAAAAGCGUGCAAAUUUUUCUGCUCUCACUCCAGCAUCGAAUGGAUUAAAUAGGACAGUUCCUACUCUGGUUAAUUUAAAACCAGGAGCAGCUAAAAAACUGGUCAUCAAAAAUUUUAAAGAAAAGCCUAAAUUGCCAGACAACUACCAGCAGCUGACAUGGGAGAAGCUCAAGGAGGCUGUGAUAGCUAUCCAGUUGUCCACAUCCAUCAGAUACAGCCUGGAGGAACUCUAUCAGGCGGUGGAGAACAUGUGCAACCACAAGAUGGCUGUGGAUCUUUAUUCCAACCUCAAAGAUUUGACAGAGAUGCACGUGAGAGCCAACAUAGAGCAGUUCCUGGCGGACACUAUGGAUCGAUUGAUCUUCCUCAAGAAGAUGAACGAGUGCUGGUUGUCACACUGUCGUCAGAUGAUCAUGAUCCGUAGCAUCUUCCUCUACCUCGACCGCACCUACGUGCUGCAGAACGCCGCCGUCCAUUCCAUCUGGGACAUGGGACUGGAUCUGUUUAGACACCAUAUAGUCCUCAACACGCUGGUCCAGACACGCACCGUGGAGGGAUUGCUUAUGUUGAUAGAGAAAGAGAGACAAGGUGACACAGUAGACAGAACUCUGCUCAAAUCUCUGCUCAGAAUGCUCUCAGACUUACAGAUCUAUCAAGACGCAUUCGAGUCCAAGUUCCUUGUGGCCACUGAAGCGCUGUAUGCGGCGGAGGGCAAGCGGCUCAUACAAGACAUGGAAGUGCCUGAGUACUUGCACCAUGUGGACAAGAGACUUAAUGAAGAGAAGGAAAGACUGUUACAUUACCUGGACACGAGCACCAAGUGGUCAUUGAUACACACGGUGGAGAAACAGCUGUUAAGUGAACACCUGACAACAGUUCUACAGAAAGGUUUAGACAAUUUGCUAGAAGAGAACAGAGUAGACGAGUUGGCUCUUCUGUAUAGCCUCUUCACAAGAGUCAAGAAAGGUCUGCAAGAGCUCUGUGCCAACUUCAACACGUAUAUCAAGAAAAAAGGGAGAACAAUCGUGAUAGACCCUGAGAAGGACAAGACGAUGGUCCAGGAACUGUUGGAUUUCAAGGACAAGAUGGACAAUGUCGUGUGUACGUGUUUCCAGAAAAACGACAAGUUCGGGAACAGCCUUAAAGAAGCCUUUGAACACUUUGUCAAUCAGAGAGCCAACAAGCCAGCCGAGCUGAUUGCCAAGUUCGUGGACUGCAAGUUGAGAGCUGGCAACAAAGAAGCCACAGAAGAGGAGCUGGAGAAACUCCUGGACAAGAUAAUGGUGUUGUUCAGAUUCAUCCACGGUAAAGACGUCUUUGAGGCCUUCUACAAAAAG